This is a messenger RNA of Corylus avellana, 755 nucleotides long. RefSeq names its product Heavy metal transport/detoxification superfamily protein. Gene Ontology annotation, molecular function: metal ion binding. NCBI's taxonomy places the organism in Eukaryota, Viridiplantae, Streptophyta, Magnoliopsida, Fagales, Betulaceae. The record is from RefSeq and is a predicted model, not a curated record.
AUAUAUAGCGGUGGUCUUGGCUGUUUUUCUUCUUCUUAGACUUCAUUGGGUGCUGUGUUACUUUUGUCUUCCCCAAUGAAUAUUUGACCUUUUGGUUCCUCUUCUUUCUUUACACCCUCAUAUAAUAUUCUCUUCAUAUUGGUCUGCCUUGGGCUUCACAUCACUGAAAUAGUUGGUUAAAUUGGUUGGGAAGGUUUGGCUUCAGAUUUGUCUCAGUGAGUGAGAUCACUUCUAGUUGAAAAUGGGGAAGCUAAGCUUUGGCAGGGUGUUAGAUUGUUUAUGUCUUUCUUCUUGCUCAAGCUCUUGCUUCUGCAUGAACACCAUGGAAAACCAAGAUGAGUUUGAGAGAAGGCCAUUGAUUGCAAGUGAUAAAGGCCAGUUACUGAGAUUGAAAGAUGUUGUUUCUGGAAACCAGACCUUGGCUUUUCAAUUGAAGCCCAAGAUGGUGACCCUAAGGGUGUCCAUGCACUGCCAUGGCUGUGCAAGAAAAGUAGAGAAGCAUAUCUCAAAGAUGGAAGGAGUGACCUCGUACAAAGUAGACUUGGAAAACAAGAUGGUGGUUGUUAUCGGAGACAUUCUUCCUUUCGAAGUGCUGGAGAGUGUGUCCAAGGUUAAAAAUGCAGAGAUUUGGAAUUCUCCAUCUUGAAAGUUGAAGGAGAACAUUGUCCGACCCCCCAAAUUCUCAUUCCACCCACCAUAAUGACAAAAAUGACGUUUAAACAAAUGCUCUCUCUCUCUCUCUCUAUAUAUAUAUA